Molecule: messenger RNA, 513 nt
Organism: Peronospora farinosa
Lineage: Eukaryota; Oomycota; Peronosporomycetes; Peronosporales; Peronosporaceae
Source: the annotation of a GenBank genome assembly
AUGGUCCCUCCGCUCGUGACGCUGCUGUUAGCUGAGCCUGAGAUCCAGUACGUGGCUCGGCGUAUUAUCAACCUGAUUGUGCAGAAACGCUUAGCAAUCUUGACGAACGAGAUGAAGGUGUUCUUCUGCAAGUACAACGAUCCGAUCUAUGUAAAAGAAUGGAGAAGCUGGAAAGCAUCAUCCGUCUUGUCACGGAGCGCAACAUUGAACAGGUGCUGCUUGCGUUUAAGGAAAUACGCCACUGAGGUGGAAUGUGUACGCUGUUCGACCAAGGUCAACUACGUCAUGCAGGAGGCUAUCGUUGUGAUUAAGGAUACUUUUCGCAAGUAUAUAAACCAGUACGAAAGCAUAAUUGCUAUCCUAUGCGAAAACCUGCAUACACGAACGAGCCCGAGGCGAAGGUAUAUAAUGAUUUGGAUUAUUGGCAAGUAUGCUGAGCGUAUCGGCAGUGCAGACGGCUCUUGGAAUCCUUAUGGACUUUUCGACGAUACGACUGCCCAGGUGCAGCUGUAG